CAUCCGACGUAUCAAAUAAACUGCCUAGUCAAGAUGAAGUCAAGCAAAUAUUCAACGAAAUAAAAGACAAAAUAAAUGUUGUGUUCGAUGAAAUAAAAGAAAAAGCAUCCGACGUAUCAAAUAAACUGCCUAGUCAAGAUGAAGUCAAGCAAAAAUUCAACGAAAUAUUCAAUGAAAUAAGAGACAAAAUAAAUGUUGUGUUCGAUGAAAUAAAAGAAAAAGCGUCCGACGUAUUAAAUAAUCUAUUCAGUCAAGUCAAGCAAAAAUUCAACGAAAUAAAAGAGAAUUUCCCUUCGUUGAGCGAAAUCAAAGAAAAAAUAACCGAAUGCUGGGAUCGUACCGAUAAUUUCGUAACUGAACACGAUAUACUUAGUUCCCUAGCAAUCAGCGCCGCUUCUGUAGUAGCUGCGAAAACCACUUUUUUCUCUGUACUCUCAAGUUUAGGAUUUACCUCUAAUGGAGUAGCGACUGGUAGUGUCGCAAGUUCUUGGAUGAGCACGUUUCUUGGAUCUGUGCCGGCUGAGAGUCUCUUUGCUUCGUUACAAAGCGCUGGAGCUACAGGCGCGGUAGGAUUAAUUGGUGGAUCUGUUUUGGUUGGUGUAGUUGUGAUUGUUUUUGCUGGUAGCUAUUUAGCACUUAAUAGUUGA
Messenger RNA from Ambispora leptoticha, 647 nucleotides. The record is from the annotation of a GenBank genome assembly. NCBI's taxonomy places the organism in Eukaryota, Fungi, Glomeromycota, Glomeromycetes, Archaeosporales, Ambisporaceae.